Haplochromis burtoni (Burton's mouthbrooder) is the source of this 6063-nucleotide messenger RNA. Its product is annotated as fibronectin type III domain-containing protein 5. The transcript is spliced from 6 exons. Bases 476 to 1099 code for a protein of 207 amino acids. The record is from RefSeq and is a predicted model, not a curated record. NCBI's taxonomy places the organism in Eukaryota, Metazoa, Chordata, Actinopteri, Cichliformes, Cichlidae. Gene Ontology annotation, molecular function: protein binding.
GUAACUUAUAAGCGAGGACUGAUGCAAGUGUGUGCGUGUGUUUGUGAGGGAGAGAGAGAGAGAGAGUCAUAAGCCGUGGCUGCACGUUGCACUCUGCAGCACUUGCGCACUUCUUCCACCUCUCCGCAUACUGAAAUCCUCUCUGCGCCGACUUUCCAUCACAGCCAGCCUGGAAGUCUGCCGGUGGUCGAAGGGCCGUCGUUGUGAGGUGUCCACCGAGACAACUGAGAACGGCAUCGUGCACCACCACCACCCCGUCCCUUUCCCCACCCUCCCCUUAACCCUCCUCCUCUCCUCUGGCCGUUGUUGCGCUUCUGCUGCUGCAGAGUCCAAGUUCAGGUGAGCCCGGUCUCCGGUACAACAAGUACCUCCUCUCUCCGGUACCCUAACCGGGGGAUGCUCGCCUCCUCCCGUUAAACGCCAUGCUAUAAAUGGGCCGCACAGGAUGUGAAGCCUCACCAGAAGAAGCAGGAGGAUGGCUAAACCAGGCUUGUCUGCGGCGGUGCUGCUGCUCCUGCUGGGCUUCCUCUCAGCGUCCUCCGUUAAUGCCGACACCCUGCUGUCAGCACCGCUCAAUGUGACCAUCAGAGAACUCGAGGUUAACUCUGCUGUGGUUACGUGGGAAAUCUUGGAGGGAGACCCUGUCAUCGGAUUUGCCAUCACCCAACAGAAGAAGGAUGUACGCAUGCUGAGGUUCAUCCAGGAAGUGAACACCACCACACGCUCCUGUGCAUUGUGGGAUCUGGAUGAGGACACCGAGUACAUCGUCCACGUUCAGAGCAUUAGCAUGGGAGGAAGCAGCCCUCCAAGUCAGCCUGUGCUAUUCAGAACGCCAAAAGAGUCCGAGAAGAUGGCUUCCAAAAGCCCUGACGAGGUGACGAUGGAGGAGGUCGGCGAUGCUGCCCAGCUGAGGGCGGGAGAACUCAUCAUCAUCGUAGUGGUGCUCGUAAUGUGGGCAGGUGUGAUCGCCCUGUUUUGUCGUCAGUAUGACAUCAUUAAGGAUAACGAGCCCAACAACAACAAGGACAAAGCCAAGAACUCCUCAGAGUGCAGUACCCCAGAGCACCCGCAGGGGGGGUUACUGCGAAGCAACGUCUAAGAUCAGCCCUGCGUCACCUUCUGCAAUAACCAACUCCUUAAACCUCAGGACAGAUCCUGAGACCAACGGAAAGCCAUUCUCAGAAAAUAUACUCAAGAACAGAUAAUCCAUUACAGAAACUCUUCUUGACACAAUGGAGAGCUCUGCAGCUACAACAGGCACAAAUGUGAACUUACAAAAUGAAAAGCUGCCAAACAGUGAAAGAGGAAACACCAGAUGAUAAAACUCCUUUCACUUUUGUAGCAACCCAAAAAUGGAUCGCGGCUGAUGCAGACACGAGAUAUUAAAUGGCUGUCGGUCAAGCUCUUCUUGACGAGAACUGCUUAACCCGUAUGUUCCAGUUACUCCACAUCGGUGGCAUCUAAUCCCAGGAGUGGAUCAUUAAACAUGAAUGUCAGCUUCAGGUUUGUAUCAUCGGUCAGAGAUGGCAGAAGUGCAGACUGCCACACACGAAUAGCUGGUCCAGGAACCAGUCGGCACACAACAAAACAAGCUAAAGACUUUCUCUUUUUCUAUGUCUGUCCAUCUGCAUCACCUCCUUUCUGUCUUUAUAACAGCCCUCUGUGUAGCAACUCAUCUCUCUCCCUGUCUCUCUGUGUCAAUGUCUCAAUGAUAAGCACAUUGCUGUUUGGUGCUUCUCCUGUCGUGAUUGUUUUAGCCCUUACAAUCCCAGUCCUGAUUAUGGAAUGAUUAUAUUGUUGGGUCGGAAGUAUUAAAAAACGCACAGUUAUUUGUUUUUAAGGUUAGAUUUAGGAGUUUUCCUUCUCGCUUAAAGGGACUCUUAAGUCCAGCUUGUUAAUUCGGGGAUAAAAGAUCAGGACAACGUGAAAAACCAUGCAUGUGCACAGUUGCAGCCAAUUUGUUACCAGUUAGCCAGCUAUAAUUGUCUGUGCAUCGGGGAGGAAAAAGACUGGCGUAGCUGGAAAUAACAGAUCUCUGUUCGUAUUGAGGGUUACUGCUCAUUAAUGCAUAUGCAGCACCAUAUGUCAUCUGCAAUCGGCAGUGGGAUGUGAAGGGAAUAUGGAUGAAAAUAUGUAGGGCAUGUUCCUAAUGAAAUGGGCAAACAUUUUACCCUUUGUAUACGAGUGUCUUGUAGACCAAUAAGGGAAGCUGAGAAGUAGAAACCUUGAGAUGUUGUCCAGUCACAGUCAGACCUGUUUUUAUGCCCACCGGUAGCUAUGAGUUGGAGUGGGUUCAGCACAGCUAAACAAGCGUAUUGUCCAGGAAUUGUCCAGGAAACAAUUUGUUGAUUGUGAAGACUUAGAGAGAACAAUUUCAUGAAAAGAAAACUUCAGUAUUGGCUUGGGUUUAAGUUAGGGUGAGGGCUUUGGUUGGGGUCAUCAGCAAUGACAACUCAGCCCACACAGAGUGGCAGAACCUUUUGACUCCACAUGAACAAACUGGCUUGUUGAUUGGUUAGGUGUUUGUGUGCAAUUUAGGUUUUCGUAUGACUUUAAUAUGCUAAUCUUUAGACUGCUCGCCUGCUUUUCUGUAGUCUGGGCAAUGGUUAUGUCUACCCCUGAAGUAGCCCACCUAUUAUUCCCACACUCCACCACUCCAGUCCAGGACUAUAAAAAACAGUCCUGCCACUUUUGUCACAGUACGUAACAAACUAAGUGAUAUGAGGCUUUGUCCUGUAGAUUUAAUCACCCAAACUUUGAUUGACUGACGAUAACUGAAAACCUGGAUAUAAUCUAUGUGCUACUAAGUGUAUUUUUCAGUUGUUACAAUAACUAAAAAUACAACUUAAACAUGUGUCAUUAUCUUUAAUACUCUUGACAGUUGAACAGUUCAAAUUCAUAUUCAUGUCUAAUGUAACAACCAAACUAAUCAGUUUUAUGUGGCCCAACGACGGAAGGAUUAAGUUUUUUGUAUUGAUCCGAUACCAAUUAAUACAUAACAGGUAUUACCAAUACUAAUACUGCUACUCUUGACCUAUGAAGGCAGCUUAUGUAGGGCAGAGCAGUCUGUCAGGAUUUAUGAGAUGAAUCGUUAAUUUGCAAAUUUUAAACACUAAAUCAUCAUAAUUUUUACUUUCCGUAAUAAUUAGUUAACACAACGAAACACAACCUUCAGCUUUUCAUGUAUUUUCAAAAUGAAUUUUUUGGAGAUCUGGAGUGUAAAUGUGCCUGUCUCUAAAGCACCGUGGGUCAACUUCUGCUGUUAAAAUGGGCUAUAGGAUAUGAAUAAAAUAGACAUGACAGUCAACACAAAAAAGGGAAGAUACUUUUCAUAGUGUGUGUUUAAAGUAUUUUUUUUUAUUUCCCAAAAAAGUUAUUGGGCUCCAUAUUGAACUUAGACGACGGAAUCAAAGUAUUGAUCGUAUCACACUAGUAUCGAUCCUAACAAUAAGUGGGUGGAUCCAACCGCCUCGACUCAAGAUUCCAGCAGGGUAUUUUAUGCAGGAAGGAGUUAAUUAACAUGUAAAAAAAAUCAUUAAAAAAAGACCAAAAUCAACAACCAAUUAGUCCUGCUACAAAGUAUGUCUAACCAUAGCCUCUUAUAAUUAGCUUUGGGGAGGGUGUGGCUCAGGAGGUAGAGCGGGUCAUCUACCAAUCAGAAGGUUGGUGGUUUAUUCCUGUGUCUGUGUGUUGAAGUAACAUUGGGCAAGAUGCAUCCAUCGUGUGCGUGAAUGUUAGAUGAAGGCACUUGUCUAAGACUUGUCUAACAAGAUCUAGAAAAAAGAGUCACUGGGUGAAUGAGGCUUGCGGUUACAACCGAUGUCAGAGUUAAAAGAGCGCUAUUUAAUAGCAGUCCCCAACCUUUUUUGCGUAGGGUAUGAAUAACCCUAUUCAUAACACAUGGGAAAAGACCCAGGGAAACCGAAUUAAUGAUAAAAACGAUAAAAAAUAUCGAUAAAAACUGAUAAAAACCCUGAAAACAAUCAAUUUCACACCUGAGCCUCAACUCUCGUGGCCUGUUACAAAAUGCCUCACAGACCAUUACCGGUCCGUGGCCCAGCGGUUGGGGACCACUGUACCAGUCCAUUUACCACCAGUGUGUACUUAACAGCAGCUGAAAGUAGUCCCCAAAAUAUAUAAUCUGCUAAUUCCUGAUUAGGCAACAUUUGUGGGUAAAAAAAAUCAUAAUUGCCCAGAUGUUCCAUGUUUAAAAACAGAAAGUAGAUGUGUUUAUGGCAGUUCUUAAGGUUUAUGUCUUCAGUCGGAGCAGAUGGAUGAAAAGUGAGCGCUGCGGGCAGAUUAGCGAACAGAUUGUUGAUUUUAGUCUUUUCUCGGGAUUUGCAGACAAAAACAUAUAUAUGUAAAAUAAGAAGAAGCUAAUUCUCAAAAGCAAAAACAAAUGGAGAUUAUAUUUGAAGUCAAGGGAAAUCAUAAUUUGCUACCUAAGCUUUUAAGCAGAUGUGGAUACAAUAUUAAUAAAUGAGAAAUCCAGUGUACAUUUUCAUAGUGUUACUAUUCCAAGGGAUACAGAAGAAGGAGCGAAACACAUCAUCUGGCUAAAGAUAAAGGCUUCUUUUUAUUUUAAAGUUUCCUGUUGAAUUAUAUUGUAUUAUCUGCACAAAUAUAUUGGACAGCAGCCCCUUUACACCGAUGCUCUCUAGUUGAGUUCCCUCAAAAAGUCAGACAGAAAAAUGCUGCGAAGCUGAACUCAGCAGAGUUGCAUCCUUAUUAGAGAUAAUGAGUGAAUGUCUGAAUGCCUCGCUGGUUGAGAUGGCUGCUAAAAAGGAGCACGUAUACGCACAUAUACGAUUUAAAUACUGCCACGUGCUGAGAGAGAGCAGGGCUUUGCGUUCUCAUCAAAAUCAAUUCUGCCAAGGCCUCACCCUGCCAUCCAUUUUUCACCCUCUCCCUACUUUAUCAGCCUUUCUUUUUUCUUCCUCUGUCCCCAGCCACCUUUAUCCACCUGCAUUCUCCCCCAUUUAUGACUUCACCCUCACUUUCAAUCCCUCUGUCACAAUACUCUUUUCCUCAUAUAUCACAUCACCCUUCCUUGUUUCUACCCUUGACCAGUCUCGUCCUCUCUCUUCUUUCCUCUCCCCUGAUUCUCAUUAUAUCCACUUUCAGGCUCCCGUUAGCUGCCUUCUCCCUCUCGGCAUCAGCUCUGCUCUCUCUCAUUCAUUCGGCGCCGGCCCACUGCCUAUCCCUCGCUUGCUCUUCUGCCCAUUUAUCACCUUUUUGUCUCAGACUGGCUGAGAUGGACACUUUACCUGGUAAACAAGUGAAAAAAAUAGACUAAAGGGAGGAGGAAAAUGAGAGAUUCAGUGAAGGAGAACUCUUGAGGAAAGGGAAAAAUAAGAUAAGUAGAGGAAUUUUUCACUGAUAAGCACAUUUAAGUAUAGCUUAAGAAGCACUUUUUACACAGUUUGGGGCUUUUCUAAAACAAACAAACAAAAAAAUCUGACAGCAAAAGCGUAAAAACUUGUAUUUACUCUAAUAACUGUUAGCAUGUCUGGUUAACUAGCUAACUAGACAGUCCUAUUCUAAACCAGCAUUGUGUUUAUGCAGCAUUUCUGACAUUGUGGAUGCUAGCAUUUCAUAGUUGCUAAUUAGCUAGCCUGCACUCUUUAUUGGAUUUGGGUGAACAGCACCAGCCACUAAACGUACCAAGCACAUUGGUUAGUCUUUAUUCUUAAAGCCUUUUUGUCUUUUGAUGUGAGAAUGGUUUGAAUGUAAUAGUAAGGCCUUUAAUAUUUCUUUAUUAAUACUAUAUAACUUGUAGUAUAUACCAGACCAGUCCUCUGAAAACCACAAGUCUUUAGGCAUGAUAACAGUAUAGGCAUAUAGCCAGUGUUGCCAACUCCUCAGUAAGGAAAAUUGCUAUUGGUGGUCCUAAAAGUUGCUAGAAGUCACUAAAUGACAUCAUCGCCUAAUUGCAUAAUUGGUCAUGCUCAUGUAAUUGUAACUGAGCCAUAGGAGAGAGAAAUAACAUCGUGGAAGAGACAUAAAAUUAGUAAAAAAAAACCCACAUCCUAAAUACAUUUAGAAUAUAUUUAGAACUACAAA